UCACCAAUUGUUGAACCAGGCCUCAAGUAAGAAGACAAACGCCAAAUUGCCAUAGUUGAAUUUUUCUGAGGAUUCUCAUCACAAUGACUUCACAGUUCAGAGAAACCUUUAGGUCCACAUCAUCAUCAAAUGACUUUGAAUUAGACUACGCAGAGUUUAUUUCAACCCAGGCUUCUGCUAUGCAGUUGGGAGAAGACAUCUCUCACUCAGCAAGAUCUCAGGUCAGUGUUUCUCCAAACAACCAUGGCUCCCUGGCAAAGCAGGAGCUGCAAACACUCUGGGCGAUGUUCACCUCCUGGUUGCAGCCAGAGAAGCAGAGCAAGGAGCAGAUGAUUUCUCAACUGGUCUUGGAGCAGUUUCUCCUCACUGGGCACUGCAAGGACAAGUUUGCUUUGACAGAGAAGUGGAAAUCCAGUGGCAGAAACAUGAGGAGAUUCAUGGAGGGUCUGACUGAUGAGUACUUGAAGCCUCCUGUCAUGGUCCAUGUAGCCAUGCACGGGCAGGAAGCCCUCUUUUCUGAGAACAUGCCCUUAAAAGAAGUCAUCGCACAUUUGGAGCAACAGAAGGUAGCAACAUCUCCCACACAAGAGAACACAAGGGCACUCUUGGAGAUCCCCAAAGAUGUGUUCUUGGCAGCAGGGGAGUCAGGCUGGACAGAAGAGGGCUGCCGUGUGAUUCUCUACUUGUGUACAGUUUUAUCAAUUGUCUUAUUUGUCACAGGACAUGAAAAUACAGACGAUGGCUGCCAACCCCCUUGGAACACUAGUGUUGGAAGUGACGGUGUUAAUAGUGCUGGAACUGUGAGGGAUUCCCUUUGCACCUUCCAGAGAGUGCAAUAUCAGGAGUUUGAAGACAGGGAUGUUUCUUAUGGAGUCCCACAGGUUUCCAGAAGAGUAACUCAAGAUACUUCCUGGUCCCAGGAAGUGUCCCUGAGGGCACCUUCUUCUGAAGAGGUCCUUAUGGAGGUACAGCCAGUGUUUCUCUCCCUCACUGAGCAGUCUGAGGAGACUGGAGAUGGCUACAAUGCUACUGAUGAUGCUAAGACAGUAAAUCGUAUGGAAGCACUAAGCUUCCAGUAA
This is a messenger RNA of Apodemus sylvaticus (European woodmouse), 1079 nucleotides long. RefSeq names its product zinc finger and SCAN domain containing protein 4F-like. The transcript is spliced from 3 exons. The record is from RefSeq and is a predicted model, not a curated record. Bases 84 to 1079 code for a protein of 331 amino acids. Lineage: Eukaryota; Metazoa; Chordata; Mammalia; Rodentia; Muridae.